AUGUGGAACGGUCAGCAAGUUAAACAACAUAUUCUCAACGAUUAUUUAGCUGGCAAAACUUACUCUGUAUAUAGCGGAAAAGGUAUGACAACCGAUUUACCAUCAUAUCGAGGGAAAAUUAACUGUGUACCAUGUUCGCAGACAUGUUCGUUUUCAAAAGAUGGAACACAUCAUUUAUAUUUCUGCAAGAAAGGAUCCUGCUGUCAAGUUACAGGAAAUAUUUAUUGCGUUACCAGAUCUAAACACUGCUAUGAUAUGAUGUUAUUACAUGUUCCGCGGAAAGUACAGAAACCUACCGAUGCAUUCAGUGGAACUCGUAAUACCAGGACAUCUGUGUUGACGAACUUACAGAGUACCGCAAUACCAUUGAUAUCUACCUCUACUGAACCUCCUGUGUUGACAAACUUACAGAGUACCGCAAUACCAAUGAUAUCUACCUCUACUGAACCUCCUGUGUUGACGAACCUACAGAGUACCGCAAUACCAUUGAUAUCUACCUCUACUGAACCUCCUGUGUUGACGAACUUACAGAGUACCGCAAUACCAAUGAUAUCUACCUCUACUGAACCUCCUAGUACCGCAAUACCAUUGAUAUCUACCUCUACUGAACCUCCUGUGUUGACGAACUUACAGAGUACCGGAAUACCAUUGAUAUCUACCUCUACUGAACCUCCUGUGUUGACGAACUUACAGAGUACCGCAAUACCAUUGAUAUCUACCUCUGCUGAACCUCCUGUGUUGACGAACUUACAGAGUACCGGAAUACCAUUGAUAUCUACCUCUACUGAACCUCCUGUGUUGACGAACUUACAGAGUACCGCAAUACCAAUGAUAUCUACCUCUACUGAACCUCCUGUGUUGACGAACUUACAGAGUACCGGAAUACCAUUGAUAUCUACCUCUACUGAACCUCCUGUGUUGACGAACUUACAGAGUACCGCAAUACCAAUGAUAUCUACCUCUACUGAACCUCCUGUGUUGACGAACUUACAGAGUACCGGAAUACCAUUGAUAUCUACCUCUACUGAACCAACUAUAUUGGUUAAAAAUUACAGGAAAUCGAGUACAACCAUAACAUCAACACCACUAGUUCCGUUAUUUUCCACUGUUGAGAUAACAAAUUCUCUAAGUUUGGAUGUUAAUGGUAGCAAUGGUCUUCUGAAUUGGUAA
Molecule: messenger RNA, 1170 nt
Organism: Mytilus trossulus (common blue mussel)
Lineage: Eukaryota; Metazoa; Mollusca; Bivalvia; Mytilida; Mytilidae
Product: mucin-1-like
Exons: 5
Coding region: 1-1170 (389 amino acids)
Source: RefSeq, a predicted model, not a curated record